UGUGUUUAAAACAUCAAAUGUUUAAAACGUAGAUGAAAAACUUAGUCUUAAGAUCUCUAAAACUAAAAAUCUGCACUUGUCUGACUGGUUGGAUCAGCAGCCAAGUGUGCACUUUGAAUAACUUAACUGUGUUUGCCUGUUGGUAUGCGGACACACCUGUUUUCAGGAGGUCUCCACUUCGUAGUGUGCUAUACUCCACAUUCUCUGCGGAAGAGAACUGAGGCAAAAAACAAAAAACAUCGGGGAAAAGAAAAGGACAAGCAAGAGGUUUACAAUGUCAUUUCCUGGUGAAUUCCUGUCAGAGGAGCAGUUUACCUGUUCCAUUUGCCUAGACGUCUUCACCAAUCCUGUGUCCACACCCUGUGGCCACAGCUUCUGUUCAUCAUGUAUCACUUCCUACUGGGAGGGCCAGGGAAAAAGCUGCUUCUGUCCUUUGUGCAAGGAAAGCUUCCGCAAGCGCCCUGAGCUCCACAUCAAUCACACGCUCAAGGAGAUCACAGAGCAGUUUAAACGGAUGGCGGAGACCACGAUGAGCGCACCCAGAAGUGCACCUGCAGAUUUACCCUCCAAUCCUUUCUCUGCAGCGAAGCCUGGAGGGCAGCACAGACCGGUAGCGCUACCCAGUGGGCUAUUGCCAGAGAUGAAGAGCCGCUUUCAAAGAACAUCAUCCAGUGAGCUUUUGGCAUCCCAUGAUGGUUCUUCUCUGCCUCCAGCCAAGACACCUAAACGAAACUUUAGUGUGCAUGGAGUGAGUGAAGCAGGUUCCAAUGGACCACAGUGUCCCAGGCAUGGGUAUAGUUUGGAGCUGUUCUGCAAGUCUGACCAAACAUGUAUUUGCACAUUAUGUGCAGAGAGGGAACAUUAUGGGCAUUCUGUGAUGGAGGCCAAGAGAGAGAUGAAUAUUAAGAAGUCCCAGUUGCGUAUCUUGGAGGUGGAGCUACAAGGAUUGAUCACAGUCAGAGAGAAGAAGAUAGAAGAGAUCCAAACAUCACUUGCAGAAAUUCAAGUGAAUGCAGAGCGAGAGAAAGCAGGAACAGUGAGUAUGUUUGCUGAGUUGAUGAAAGCUGUUGAGAAGUCCCAGGCUGAACUUCUGGAGGUGGUGGAGAUGGGACAGCGGGCUGCCGAACUGCGCUCUCAGGCCUUCAUACGUGAGCUGCAAACAGAGAUCUCAGAACUUAAACAAAGAUGCAGCAACCUCAACCAGCUGACCCAAUCCCAAGAUCAUCUUACCUUCUUCAAGACAUAUCCAGCCUAUAGUAGUUUACCUGUGACAAAGAGCUGGGAAGAAGUGGCCUUGACCCCUGACCCCACUGCAGGGGCAGUGCUGAGAAAUGUCACUCAGAUGGUGGAGGAGGUUCAGGAAAGGCUGAGGAGACUGUCAGCGAUCUGUUUGUACACUUCCACGGAAAACUCACAGGAAUUACAUCAACAAAAAGUGUGGAGAGCGCCGGAAUUUGCAAUGGACGUGACCCUAGAUCGAGACUCAGCCCAUCCACGUCUGAUCAUCUCUGAGGAUGGUAAGCAGGUGCGCUGCAGUGACCGCUACCAGAUGGUGCCAGACACACUCGAACGGUUCGACCGUGUGGUGUGUGUACUUGGCCGCCAAGGUAUCAUCUCUGGCUGCCAUUACUGGGAGGUCUUGGUGGGUGAGAAGACAGACUGGGAUUUGGGCAUUGCCAGCCGCUCUAUAAACAGGAAAGGAAAAAUAGCUGCAAACCCAGCUAAUGGAUUUUGGUUCCUAAGCCUGCGUGACAAGAAUGAAUUUGUCUUUCGCACAGAACCAUCGACGCCUAUAAACAUAACCCCAAAACCGCAGAGUGUCGGUGUGUAUGUGGACUAUGAAAAAGGUCAAUUGUCCUUUUAUAAUGCGGAGACAAAGUCACUGAUAUUUACAUUCAUAGACACCUUUACAGAGACUUUAUAUCCUUUCUUCAGCCCAUGCACCAACAAAUCUGGCAAAAAUGAGGCACCCCUUAUCAUAUGCCCUGCCUAUUCAGCUGACCCAAGCUGGCUGACUGAAAAAUGACAGAGUAGUUGUAUGAAAAAAAAAGAAACAUAGCUCACAGAUUUUAUUUACUUUAGUUAUUUAAUUCCAAUUCAAAUGAUAUUUUUUAUGGUUUUAAUUUACAAUCCAUGUGAUAAUUUCAUUGGUUUUAUUGCUUUAUAUAUAUAUAUAUAUAUUCAACAAAACAUUAAACAGUUUAUCUUUUAUAGACUUAUGAAAGGUUUGAAAUUUGACACUGAAUAAUACAACAUUGGGUGCUGAUCAUACAUGGAGUUGUAAUUGUAAAAUAACCUCCCAUUUAAUUUGUAUUUAGCUUAACCAAGCAUUAAAAAUGUAUAAAUUUCAAAUAUGUGUUUGGUAUGUUAUAGUAAAACAAAAAUAAAUGUGAAUAAUAAUAAAAGUUGAAUCUGUAUACAGUA
This is a messenger RNA of Megalobrama amblycephala (Wuchang bream), 2424 nucleotides long. It is a transcript of the gene btr01, whose product is annotated as bloodthirsty-related gene family, member 1. The transcript has 8 exons. The record is from RefSeq and is a predicted model, not a curated record. NCBI's taxonomy places the organism in Eukaryota, Metazoa, Chordata, Actinopteri, Cypriniformes, Xenocyprididae. Gene Ontology annotation, molecular function: zinc ion binding; protein binding. The coding region runs from base 275 to 2026 and encodes 583 amino acids.